Messenger RNA from Striga asiatica, 2601 nucleotides. Lineage: Eukaryota; Viridiplantae; Streptophyta; Magnoliopsida; Lamiales; Orobanchaceae. The record is from the annotation of a GenBank genome assembly.
AAAAGAAAGAAAAGAAGAAGGGCAAUGGCUUCUUGUGGAGUAAUCAAAAGUACUUGCUUCUCUUUGUUAAAUUCUCAUGAUCAUGGCUCGACCCGUUUUCUCAAUUCCACCACCGCUCUCCCUACCCAAAGGCAAAAAUUCUAUUCUGGGAUAUCAGCUUCCCAUCAGGAUAGCAACACGAGCGAGAAACGGGAGCUGGCCGUGAAAACGGGUAGCCAUGGAGGGCAAAACGGUAAAUUGACAAAAGGACUCAACUUCAGUGGGGAAAAGCCAUCAACUCCGGUAUUGGACACCAUCAACCAUCCUAUUCACAUGAAAAAUCUCUCUGUUAAGGACCUGGAAAAGUUGGCUGACGAAUUAAGGGAAGAUAUAGUGUACUCGGUGUCGAAAACUGGAGGCCAUUUGAGUUCGAGCUUAGGCGUGGCUGAGCUUACUGUUGCACUACAUCAUGUCUUCAACUCUCCUGAGGACAAAAUCAUUUGGGACGUUGGUCAUCAGGCUUAUCCGCACAAAAUUCUUACCGGGAGGAGGUCGAGAAUGCACACAAUCAGGCAAACAUUCGGGCUUGCAGGGUUCACGAAAAGGGAAGAAAGCGUGCAUGAUGCCUUUGGGGCUGGCCACAGCUCAACUAGUAUUUCAGCAGCUUUAGGAAUGGCUGUGGCAAGGGACUUAUUAGGCAAGAAGAACCACGUAAUAUCGGUGAUAGGAGACGGGGCCAUGACAGCUGGACAGGCGUUUGAGGCGAUGAACAACGCAGGCUUUCUCGAUUCUAAUCUCAUAAUAGUAUUGAACGACAACAAACAAGUCUCUUUGCCCACCGCCACUGUAGACGGCCCGGCUCCUCCAGAUGUGAGCAAGAGUAUGGGGAACCAUGCCCAUGAAAUGGCUGCCAAGAUCGACACGUACAUCAGGGGCAUGGCCGGGACACCCGGAGUAUCCCUUUUCGAGGAGCUCGGUCUUUACUACAUUGGCCCUGUCGAUGGCCACUGCAUGGAGGAUCUCGUUCACAUUUUCAAGAAAGUCAAGGAGAUGCCCUCAACAGGCCCAGUUCUCGUUCACAUCGUGACCGAGAAAGGCAAGGGGUACCCUCCGGCCGAAGCUGCUGCUGACAAAAUGCACGGGAAAAUGGACCUAGCUUAUAUGCCUAGUGGGCUACUCCUCUCAUCACCAAUUAGUUUUGGGAUGGAACCUUUCACUAUGGUGUAUCUAGGCAUACCUUCUUAUAGUGCACUUUAUCUGCGGGUGGUGAAGUUUGACCCGAGGACUGGAAAACAGAUGAAGGGGAAACCAAAGACCCUUUCGUACACUCAGUACUUUGCGGAGUCCUUAGUGGCGGAGGCAGAGCAAGACGAGAGGAUUAUUGCUAUUCAUGCUGCCAUGGGAGGGGGCACGGGCCUCAACAUUUUCCAGAAACGAUUUCCCAAUCGAUGCUUUGAUGUUGGGAUUGCCGAGCAACAUGCCGUCACUUUUGCAGCUGGUCUGGCAACUGAAGGCCUCAAGCCCUUUUGCGCCAUUUACUCCUCCUUUCUGCAGAGAGGCUAUGAUCAGGUAGCUCAUGAUGUGGACCUCCAGAAGCUACCGGUUAGAUUCAUGAUGGACAGGGCCGGGCUAGUGGGUGCGGAUGGCCCGACACAUUGUGGAGCCUUCGACACGACUUACAUGGCUUGCCUGCCCAACAUGGUGGUGAUGGCGCCCUCGGAUGAGGCUGAGCUCAUGCACAUGAUUGCCACUGCUGCAAUAAUCGACGACCGGCCGAGCUGCCUCAGAUACCCCAGGGGAAAUGGCAUUGGUGCAGAUAUUCCACCCAACUACAAAGGAACACCAUUGGAAAUUGGCAAGGGAAGGAUCCUGAUGGAGGGUAGGCGAGUGGCGAUUUUGGGAUUCGGGACUAUAAUCCAAAACUGUUUAGCAGCGGCUAAGCUUCUUGGGGACCACGGCAUCUCGGUCACUGUGGCUGAUGCACGAUUUUGCAAACCUCUAGACGGAGAGUUGAUUAGGGAACUGGUUAAGGAGCACGAGGUUCUCAUUACAGUUGAGGAAGGUUCCAUCGGAGGAUUUAGUUCGCACGUCUCUCAUUUCUUGUGCUUGAACGGGUUACUCGACGGAAAUCUUAAGUGGAGGGCAAUGGUGCUCCCAGACAGGUAUAUUGACCAUGGAGAUCAAAAGGACCAAAUAGAAGCAGCUGGGCUGAGCCCCAACCACAUUGCAGCAACUGUACUGUCAGUAAUUGGAGAGAACAAGGAUAGCCUCCACUUGCUCAGCCUGUAAUGAAGACCAAAAUAUUCAAACAAAUAUUCCUUAUGAUAAAAAAGGGUCCCCAGAAAAGAAGAAUUGUCAUGUUGUAAUGAUGUAUUGUAUAUAGGGAAGACAUGUUGAAAAAUACAAAUGCAGGGGAUGGACCUUCUUGUUAUAAGCACCUAUUAUUUAAGAUUAAAGUUACCACUUUUGAUGAUAUAAGUUCUUUUUAUUUUUCGUUAUAUGUAUAAAUAAAUCGUAAUUUAAUAAAGUGUUAUUGUCGUUAUAUUUAUGUGAUGAGUAAUAUUUCUGGUCUGCCUUCUUUAGAAUGGUGUUGCUACGUACUCGUUAAACAUUUAUUGCUCA